AUGUCUCGAGUUGUAGAGGAGCCACUUGGCCCACUGAAUUUUCUAUUGCGGUUGGAGGAUGGGCGUGAAAUACAAUUCUCUUAUCUAUCUAUCUAUCUAUCUAUCUAUCUAUCUAUCUAUCUAUCACAGUCUGUUCAUCUAUCUAUCUAUCUAUCUAUCUAUCUAUCUAUCUAUCUAUCUCCGCCUGUUUAUAUCUAUCGAUCAACGUAUUUUCGUUUCUUCCCUAUCUGUCAUAAUUCAUUUAUAUUUAAGUUAAUUCCUAUCUAUCUAUCUAUCUAUCUAUCUAUCUAUCUAUCUAUCUUAGCUCGAUUUAUAUCUAUCUAUCCCAGUCUGUUCACAUCUAUCUAUCUAUCUAUCUAUCUAUCUAUCUAUCUAUCUAUCUAUCUAUCUAUCUCAGCAUCGGCGUUAUUUUCUAUCUUUUCUAUCUAUCUAUCUAUCUAUUUGUUAAUCUAUCUAUCAUUUAACUUCUCUUCAUAUCUAUCUAUCUAA
Messenger RNA from Acanthosepion pharaonis, 489 nucleotides. The record is from the annotation of a GenBank genome assembly. NCBI's taxonomy places the organism in Eukaryota, Metazoa, Mollusca, Cephalopoda, Sepiida, Sepiidae.